Molecule: messenger RNA, 1794 nt
Organism: Brettanomyces bruxellensis
Lineage: Eukaryota; Fungi; Ascomycota; Pichiomycetes; Pichiales; Pichiaceae
Exons: 1
Coding region: 1-1794 (597 amino acids)
Cellular component (GO): mitochondrial outer membrane
Molecular function (GO): protein binding
Source: RefSeq, a predicted model, not a curated record
AUGUCAAGUUCUGAAACGGCUGCUUCCAGCUUUCUAUCACAACAUCGUCUUGCUAUUGCAAUUACCGCUGCGGUUGGUGUUGGAUCACUUGCAGGCUUGCUUUAUCAUUUGAACAAGCAACCGAAAAACAACUCUAGUGAUUCAAAAGAGAAAACACGAUCUCCUCAAAAGCCAAAGAAGAAAAGCCACAAGAAGAGAAAGAAGAAAUCCGAGAAGGAAGCAAAGGCUAUAUAUCCUGUCUCUAGUAAAGGGGAACCGCUUAUUACCAAAGAUGAUGUUGAGAAGCUCUCGGCUGAUGAUAGGGCAAAAUGGGCCACUGCUCUAAAGGAGAAGGGCAAUAGCUAUUUCAAGAAGAGCGAGUAUAAAACAGCCGUUGACUACUACACGAAGGCUUUAAUUUGUAAGGAGGAUGCAGUCUAUUACAGCAACAGAUCUGCCUGCUAUUCUGCCCUCGGGGACAACGAGAAUGUUGUGAAAGACACAACUAGUGCCUUGAAAAUUGACCCAGGAUACAAGAAAUGUCUGCUAAGAAGAGCAAGAGCCUACGAGAACCUUGAAAAGUACCCGGAAGCAAUGUUUGACUUGACAGCACUGGCCAUUUACGGUGGCAUGAAUGACUCCGCUAACGAGGCCAUGCUCGAGAGAAAUUUGAGGAAGCAGUCGGCUAAGAUUUUGAAGGAAAAGUAUUCGGACUUGCCAAAGGUCUUGCCAUCUACCUCUUCGCUCUCAUCGUUCUACCAGGCCUUUGUUCCUGAAGAUAUCGAUUUGGAUGCCUCUCAUUACAAGGAGGGAUCUGGAGAGAAACUCUUGGUGGAGGGCAUCAACAAAUUGAAGUCAGACACUGAGGACGAUUACGAAGCAGCUGAUGUUUCGAUAAACCAAGCUGUUGCCAUAUUCGACAAGUCAACAGAAGGUGUCGAUCCAAAGUUGGUUGCGAUGGCUUACGAAUACGCCGGUGCAUUUAAAUUCUUGAGAACAGACCGUGAUAAAGCUUUAGAGCUUCUCAACAAGGCUGUUAAGAUCUCUCCAAGACCAAGAAGUUACGUUAUUAUUGCUCUAAUUAAGGCUGACAGUGGCGAUUACACGGAGGCAAACGCAAACUUCAGCAAGGCCAUCAAGCUUAACCCAGACGACCCUGAUAUCUACUACCAUUAUGCACAAAUAUUUUAUCUAGUUGGCGACUUGGCCAAGGCUAAGACGAACUUCGAGAAGUGCAUAAACUUGAACUCUAAGAAUAUCUACGCUCACAUUCAGCUUGCUUGCCUGGCUUACAGACAAGGCGACAGUAACAAGUGCAACUCCUUGUUUGAUGAGGCUAGAAAAAUGUUCCCAACCUCGCCAGAGAUUCCUAACUAUUAUGGUGAAAUUCUUUUCGAUAGACAGGACUUUGACGGUGCUUUAAAGCAGUUUGGUAUAUCCAUCAAGUUGCAAAAGGCAGGUAAGGGUUACAGCAUUGGCGCACUUCCUUUGGUCAAUGAAUCGGCAAUCUAUCAGAGAAAGGGUGAAACCGAAAAGAGUAUUAAGCUUUUGAAGGAUGCUUGCGAACUUGAUCCAAAAUCCGAAGUUGCUCGUUUGAGUUUGGGUCAGGCAUUUUUGGCAGAACAGAAUGUUGACGAAGCUAUUAAGCUUUUUGAUGAGGCUUGCACUUUGGCAAGAUCUUCAGAAGAAAGAACCCAGGCCAUUUCUCUUAUGGAGGCCUCAAAGAUGCAGUUGAAAAUCAGAGAGGAUCCAGUCUUGAGUAAAAAAGUCCAGGAGGUUCUAAGCAACUUCCCUCAGGCCGCUGGUGAAUUAUGA